UUGCACGGCAAGUAACCAGAAAUCUCAUAACUCGGUCUUGCCCCGUGUAAAAAGAAAAAGAACGAAGGGAAAAAACACAAGCUGUCAAAUGUGGCUAUAUCAGCCUACUCAUUCUUCUUCUUCUUCUCAAUAUAACGGCAGCGGUGGUGGUGGGGCUGAGCCCAAGUGAUCAGAGUCAGAAAUGAAGGACGUCGCAGUGAUUGUAGCAGGAGCCGGACCGUCGGGCCUGGCCACCUCCGCCUGUCUGAACGUCCUCUCGAUCCCCAACAUUGUGUUGGAGAGGGAAGACUGCUUUGCUUCCUUGUGGAAGAAGAAGACUUACGAUCGCCUCCACCUUCACUUGGCCAAGCAAUACUGUGAGCUUCCACACAUGCCAUUCCCCACCACCUUGCCCACCUUUCCGUCCAAGAAGGAGUUCAUCCAAUACUUGGACGACUACGCGUCUCGUUUCAAGGUGAAUCCAAUUUACCAUCGAUCCGUCGAGUCGGCCACGUUCGACGAAUUCACCAAGAAAUGGCACGUCAAAGUGAGAAACACGGGCUCUGGCGAGGUGGAGGAUUACGUCGCUAGGUUCCUAGUCGUCGCCACUGGCGAGACCAGCGACGCCUAUGUGCCGGAGAUUGAAGGCCUGGGUACCUUCAGAGGAGAGAUUCUGCACUCCACCCAAUACAAAUCUGGGGCGAAAUACAAAGGCAAGAGUGUUUUGGUAGUUGGGUGCGGCAACUCUGGCAUGGAAAUCGCUUUUGAUCUAGCCAGUUCUGGUGCCAACCCCUCCAUUGUCGUUCGAAACCCGGUUCACAUUCUCUCAAGGGGUAUGGUGUACCUGGGCUUGAUCUUGCUGAAGUAUCUCCCCUACUUCGCCGUGGAUUCAUUGGUCGUCAUGCUGAGCAGAUUGGUGUACGGUGAUUUGAGCAAGUACGGGAUCACCAGGCCGGAGGAGGGUCCGUUCUCCCGGAAAGUGAAGUACGGCAAGUAUCCAAUCAUCGACGUCGGAACCGCCAAGAAGAUCAAGUCCGGCGAGAUUCAGGUUUUGCCUUCAAUAGCAAGCAUGAAGGGUGACGAGAUGGUCUUCAUUAAUGGAAGGUCAUACCAGUUCGACGCCAUAGUGUUCGCCACAGGGUUUAAAAGAUCUACAAACAAAUGGCUCAAGGAAGUUCUAAAUGAAGCUUCUAGCAUUUUAAUCUUGCACGAAAAGAUGUGGAAGAACGUGCAUCUGCCAAACGUGCUUCGGGCUGUUCAGAUCUUCAUGCAAAAGCUCAAUGUGUCUUUUGCAUGUUAGAGCUAUCAAAAAAUCUUCUCAAAAAGACAUGUCAAAUGGGCCCUAAAGUAUGAUAUGUGUGGCUGUAAUUCACGUUAGGUAGAAAAAGUGAAUAGGAAAUCUGGGUUCCAUUUUGAUUCUUGCUAAGUAUCGUCUACUAGAACACAGGCCCAUCUAAUUAAUAUGUAUGGUAGCAUACUGUUGUAUUCCCAUCUUUAUUCUUGCUACGGCUGUGUUUGGUUGCAACGCAAAUAAAUUUGCAU
Nelumbo nucifera (sacred lotus) is the source of this 1521-nucleotide messenger RNA. RefSeq names its product putative indole-3-pyruvate monooxygenase YUCCA10. NCBI's taxonomy places the organism in Eukaryota, Viridiplantae, Streptophyta, Magnoliopsida, Proteales, Nelumbonaceae. The record is from RefSeq and is a predicted model, not a curated record. Gene Ontology annotation, molecular function: N,N-dimethylaniline monooxygenase activity; flavin adenine dinucleotide binding; NADP binding.